Messenger RNA from Mercurialis annua (annual mercury), 1069 nucleotides. RefSeq lists its product as uncharacterized. The record is from RefSeq and is a predicted model, not a curated record. The transcript has 4 exons. Gene Ontology annotation, molecular function: RNA binding. The coding region runs from base 157 to 759 and encodes 200 amino acids. NCBI's taxonomy places the organism in Eukaryota, Viridiplantae, Streptophyta, Magnoliopsida, Malpighiales, Euphorbiaceae.
AAAGGUCACCAAAACGGAGUCCAGCUCACAAUGGGUAGAACCGACUUCCUUCCCCAAAAAUACCGUAUUAGUCAAUUAAAUUUCCCCAUCUCCAGCCCCUUCUUCCCCUAACGGAGUCGUUUCAUUCUAGGGUUUCAACCGAUUCGCUUCUCCACCAUGGCAAGAGAGAACACAAGUUGCACCGUCUACAUAGGUAAUUUGGAUGAGAAAGUUAGUGAUAGAGUGUUAUACGAUAUAUUAAUUCAAGCAGGGCGUGUAGUGGAAUUGCACAUUCCUCGCGAUAAGGAAACUGAUAAACCUAAAGGUUUUGCUUUCGCUGAAUAUGAAUCUGAAGUAAUUGCUGAUUACGCUGUUAAGCUGUUCUCGGGCCUUGUCGUUCUCUACAAUCGCACUUUAAAAUUCGGGAUUUCUGGACAAGACAAGGCCUCAAAUAAUGGUGCCAAUAAUGGAACCAUGCAUGCGCCAAACUCAUCUAACAAAUCACGGCCUUACCCUGUGCCAUUGAACAGUGUAGAUAACAAUAAUCGUUCUACGAGGUUGUCUGCAUCCUGUAGGGUUUCAGCUUACCCAUAUAACUAUUCCCAAGUUUCAGUUUCCCCCGGUGUAAACCACCAUCAUAAUGGAUACAUUUCACAAUUCAGUGUCUCCAAUUAUGAUAAUGAUCGAAGAGUUUUUGGAUCCCAUUAUGAUAAUAAUAAUAGCCGUUUUAGGUCCGGUCUCUAUGAUUCCAGUAAUUCUAUGUCAUACUCCCCUUACUGAUAGCUUAAGUUAUUUUGAGAGAGUAAAUUCAGUUGUGAACAUGGAUUAUGGCUUGAUGUAGGACAGCUGCAUUCUUGCAUCUUUUUUAAUCAGUGAGUCAGGUAACUUAAGUAGUUCAGAUGUGAAUGUAUGUGCAAUUUUAGUUGAGGAGUAAGUAUUAGUAACUGUUUGGCUAUUUUGUUAGAGUAAGAGCUACAGUUCUCUAUUGUAGCGUAGUCAUUCUCUAAUCUCUAUUUGUCAAAGCUUUUGAACUUAAAUAGCUUGAACUAAAUUCUUAAUUAUAAAAUUCCUACAGAUACCUUCUAUUCAA